Molecule: messenger RNA, 1359 nt
Organism: Ilyonectria robusta
Lineage: Eukaryota; Fungi; Ascomycota; Sordariomycetes; Hypocreales; Nectriaceae
Exons: 6
Coding region: 186-1283 (365 amino acids)
Molecular function (GO): FAD binding; D-amino-acid oxidase activity
Source: RefSeq, a predicted model, not a curated record
AAGCCGAAGAGGGUAUCUCGGCAAACCGAGCAAUCGGUGACAAGCGUGAUGAUGCAAACAAUGGGGACAGUUCAACGCAAUGCAUCUAUAAAGCACGUUCUCGACCUACCGUGAGGGCAGCUGGGUAGUUUCAAUUGUAUCAAUUUAUUCUCUUCUUCAACCUGACCCAAUCACACACUUGCAAAAUGAGCGAUUCUACGACAAUCAAUGUACUAGGCGCGGGAGUCAUUGGCCUCACAUGUGCUCUGGUUCUGAGCAACGACCCCAAGAACAAAGUCAUGGUUGUGGCGGAAUUCAUGCCUGGUGACUACGACAUCGGCUAUGCGUCGUGCUGGGCCGGGGCCAAUUUCUUUCCAAUGGGGAAAGCAGGCUCUCUGCAAGCAGAAUUGGAAGCCAAGACUUGGCCAGUACUGAAGAACUUGGCACAGAAUGUUCCCGAGGCCUGCAUCCAUUUCCAAGAUGCCGUGCUGUAUAAGCGAGAAACAGACACGGGGAAUAACGAUCAUCUCUUUAUGGAUCCGGGACAAAUGCCGUGGUGGAACAAUAUUGUUGAAAAUUAUCGUUCCGUCCCGUCCAAAUCUCUGCCUCCCGGAAUCGCCGCUGGAUCUCAAUUCACGACCGUCUGUAUCAAUACAGCCUUGUACCUCCCGUACUUGUUGGGUCAGUGUCGUCGGCGUGGUGUUAUUUUUAAAAGACAAAAGUUAGACAGUCUUGCAGACGCAACGAAGAUACCCCACGCAGACGGUAGGCUCGGCAAAGUACUUGUGAAUGCGACCGGACUGGGCUCUCGAUGGCUCAAAGGCGUGGAAGAUCAGACCAUGAUUCCAGCGAGAGGCCAGAUCAUGCUUGUUCGUAACGAUCCAGGGGUGAUGAUGGGCGUGAGCCAGGGUGAGAACGGCGACGAACUGGGCUACUGUAUGACCAGAGCUGCAGGUGGUGGAACAAUCCUCGGAGGGUGCUACCAGCUGAACAACUACGACUCGAAUCCGGACAUGAAUCUAGCAUUGCGGUUUAUGAAGACUUGCGUGAGCUUUUGCCCCGCUCUAGUUGCCGCAGGAGAGGGUAUAGAGGGAUUGAAGCCGAUCAGACACGGUGUUGGGUUGAGGCCUGUUCGCGAGGGAGGUGUCAGGAUCGAAACCGAAACGCUCAAUGAUGAUGUGGAAACCGCAGUCGUGCAUUGCUAUGGUCAUGGGGGAUGGGGAUACCAGACAAGCUGGGCAAGCGCCGAUGCUGUAGCGCAAUUAGUUCGAGGCUUGAAGCUGGCAAGCCAGGCGAGACUGUAAGCCACGUUCCAAGUAGAUAUCAUGGUCUAAAUCAAUCAAGCUCCAUGGAAUUACAGCCCGAAAAUAUAAUUAAUUU